Messenger RNA from Beauveria bassiana ARSEF 2860, 2322 nucleotides. Its product is annotated as putative YFW family protein 5. The transcript has 5 exons. Bases 1 to 2322 code for a protein of 773 amino acids. NCBI's taxonomy places the organism in Eukaryota, Fungi, Ascomycota, Sordariomycetes, Hypocreales, Cordycipitaceae. The record is from RefSeq and is a predicted model, not a curated record.
AUGAGCCCAGCAGAUAACAAAGGAGAUGACAUACCUGCCGCUACGGAUGAGGCGGCCCGUGGCCUACAUGAUGAACCAGUACCAAGCUAUCAGGCUGUUGCCGACCAGACAGAUGGGUCUUUGCCGCCUUUACCUGCAAUCACCUUUGACGACAAGCCUACCCCGUCGCAGAGCAGAGACCCUUCAAACAAGAAUUACGGCUUUGAUGUUACCGAAAGCCGUUGUCUUGCGCACCUAAAACUUCUCCACGCUAUUCAGGCCAUGAAGGAGGAUAUAGGCUACACAGACGGCCUUUGGGGGAUCUGGGACAGCCUUGUUAGCGAUGGCAAGGGCAUUUCUCUAGAGGCGUCAAAAUUACCCCCUCAAACGAGACCAGCCGAGAUUACCAGUGAUGAAGAGAAGAAGAUGAUGCUCAGCAAGCUUCGUGAAAAGAGGUGGGCAAUCUUCCUGGCACGAGCUGUCGAUCGCUAUGAAGCCUGGUGGAACGCGCAAGACAUUGAGAUGCUCACCAACGCCGAUAUGACUGUCCUGGAUGGCGACAAGUAUAUGUGUUUCCCAAGCACAAGCCGUAAUUUUGACUGGCAGAAAGUCAGUAUGCCUCCGCUCGACGUUCUCAUGGUUAUGCAUACACACAUGCUCAACCCUCGCGCAUUUCUCGAAGAUUGCAUGCGAUACGGUCUGAAUAGCUUCUGGGCGGCUGGUUUGCCUUGGAAACUGAUUAAUGAUGCGAUUGGAGACGAUUUCGCUUACAAUGUCUCUGCUGACACGCAAGCGAUUUGGGUGGCACAAUCUGGGCGCAGUUGGCUCAAUCAGGACGACCCUCUGACGAAGACUCUCAAAUGUCCCUACUGCCCUGCACGAUACGAGGCGCCGUGGACGACGUGUGGCAAAGAUGACAGUGGCAAUUCUUACCGCUCUCGCGAUUUAAUCGGUGAAGGAUAUGGCGAUGGCAAGUUUAGCUUCGUAUGCAUGACUUGCGGUCGACAAAAUUACAAGGAACUCCUGUCGGUCUCCAAGUUCCUCCACGAUACUACCCUGCUCCUGAAGAAAUCGGUUCCUAUGCCGGGAACGAUUCUCAGCCCUCAGAAAGGGAGACCAGAAGUAGACGUCACGCGUUUCAGAUCAGAAAGCUUCGUCCGCGCGUUUCCAAAUCGCAUGAUUCAGAAAGUUCUUCGCAUUCAAAUCAUGGAGCUUAUCCAGCCGGGCGGUGGCCAUCCUCACCCAACAAUGGACACGAUAAGGCUCCUCAUUGAACGAGUCUUGAAAAAUCACAGCAUGUUGCGCGAAAUCGACGACACGGCGCACAAACCAAGCUACGACUUGCACAGAAACUCGCGGCUGUCGACGCGAAAAAUGAUGAGCCGAUACUGGGAAAACUUUUCGCCCUUUGCACUCGAUCUCUGCAGCGCUGUGAUGCGUCAGGGCAUUUUCAUUGACAAGAUGGUCAACCUCGAUUGGCUGCACAGUCCCUCGGCUAAGCCGACAAUGCAGCGCCUCAUCAAAAAGUACCAGCGCUUCUUGUUCAUCAUGGAGGGCUACCCAGGCCAGACGGUCGUGCCGACUCUUGAUGUUGACCUUGCCUGGCACACGCAUCAGGUCCGUCCUCAAUCCUACUAUCAACACACUGUGCGCAGAAUGCACAAGUUCAUUGAUCACGACGACAAGAUUGACGAAGGCAAACUCGAAGAAGCCUUUGCCUUUACUACCAAAAAGUAUCAGGAUUUUUUUGGCCAGGUUUACAGCGAGUGUACUUGCUGGUAUUGCGAGAAUCACAGAGUCUCUGAAGACUUUCAUACUUCGGGAGCGGCAAAGCUAUGCCCGCCUGACAACUCGGCGCACAUUUCCGCACACAACGCCGUGCGCUUUGCCGCCAUUGCCUCGGCCACUGAGCAAGCGCGACGGGCUCGCCAUGCACAAAGGAUCGAGGAGGAGUACCAAAAGGCACGCAAGCGGGCUGCUAAGAGAGGUCGGGAGCUGCCGCCCAGAGAUGAGUACUACAACCAAUGGGGAUACCCAUACUACGCGUACGGACCGUGGAUGUACCCGACCUGGUUUACGGGCGGCAUGUAUUAUGGCGCUGAUCCGUGCUCCGUCGGCGCCGGCGGGGCCUGUGCUGCCGGCACUUGCGGCUCGGGGGCCGUUGCGGCGGGAGCGUGCGGGGGCCCGGGAGGGUGUUCCAGUGGUGCUGGGGGCUGUGGUGUAGGUGGGUGCUCCAGUGGUGCCUGCGGUGGUGGCGGUGGUGGUGGUUGUGGCGGCGGCUCUAGCGGCGGCGGCGGCGGUUGCGGAGGAGGAGGAGGCGGUGGGGGAGGGGGGAGCUGUUGA